CUUGAGCUCGCUCACCCGGCCGCUAGCUCCAUCGCAUUUGAUACCAGACCACUCGCAGCAACUGGAUUGCGGGCUCCAAGUGGACGCUGCGGUGGUGUGGUGGGCGAGCAGUGAAACUGUCAAAACAAGGAGGAAAGACAUACUUGUUCUAGACAUUGCGACUAAAACCACGGAUCAGUGACGAGGGAUGGGGAGUUCUUAAUUGCUGUCGGUGUCAGCCACCGUUUUGGACUUCGUUCGUGAUGAAAGUACUUGUAGUUUUUUUAGUGUUUUACUCAAGCGUAUUGUCGCUUUCGCCGAGUGGUUGGGGUUUCCCCGCGAGAGUUCGAAUCUCGCAGGCGACGCAAAUCAUUUUAUGUCAUGGCUCUGGGACACAAACCGUUAAUUUAGGGUUCUUCCUUUUCAUGUCUUAAAGUGGCGAUGGCGCGGCAAGCCCGGGAAUGGGGUACUUCUCUGACGCGGAGUUGGCUGCCCUCGCUCGAUCUGCCACCGAUCUGUCACAGGCCAAGCGCGCCCAUCUCGCCAUUCUCAGGAGUUCGCGCUCGUCAACUAGCCUUUUCCUUAAAAACCAUCUUGUCGACAUGUACGCAAAAUGUGGCAGCCUCCAUGACGCCAAGGCCGUCUUCGAUUCCAUCUAUGCGCCGAAUCUCCACUCCUGGAACAUCCUUCUUGCAGCAUAUGCCGCAAAUGGGCAUCUUUUUUAUACGAAGCGUGUCUUUGAUGGUAUGGUCCAGCGGGACGUGGUAACGUGGACAACCAUGGUCAAGGCAUAUUCCGAGAGUGGUUUCUUAGAUAUGGCCAGGCUAAUGUUUGAAAGAAUGCCACAGCGGAACGCAGUGUCUUGGAACGUUGUAAUAACUGCGUAUGCCCAAUCAGGGCAUAUGGAAGAAGCUGAGACUCUCUUCAAAAUGAUACCUCAAAGGAACGUUGUAACAUGGACUACCAUGGUGGCGGGCUAUGCACAAAACGGAAAUUUACCAAAAGCAAGAUACACUUUUGACAUGGCGCCGGUUAAAAACCUUGUGACGUGGAAUACCAUGGUAGCAGCAUAUGCCCAAUGUGGGCAGAUUGAGCAUGCGAGACAGGUGUUUGAUUCCAUAGUCGAUCGUGACGAAAUCUCGUGGACCAUUAUGAUCCAGGCAUAUUCUUUGCUUGGCUACGUAGACGAGGCCGUGAGAUUCUUUCACAGAAUGACAAGCCGAGACAGGGUCGCUUGGACUACCAUGGUACAGGUAUAUGCGCAGAAUGGUUACUAUGGCGAGGCAAAGUGGGUGUUUGACUCCAUGCCAAAUCGCGACGUGGUAGCUUGGACUUACUUGAUCCAGGUGUACGGGCAGAACAAGGGUCACGCAGUUGCGAAGGAACUCUUUGACUCGGCACCCGUACGGAACCUGGUAACUUGGAAUGCGAUGAUCCAAUGUUAUGCCCAAGUUGGGCAUGGGACCGUUUUGCUGCCUUUUAUGAUCCUGGAGGGUUUUGAUCCGGAUCAAGUGACUUUUAGCAUUGUUCUCGGCACUUGCAGUCACUCUGGGUCGCUGGCAACGAGUAGAAGCGUUUUUCUGUCGAUGGUGGCGGAUCAUGGAGUUUGCGUGGAGCUGGAACACUACCGAUGUAUGAUCGACACUGUUGGGCGAUCUGGAGACUCUAGGAAUGCUCGGGAGCUUGUUGAGAGUAUGCCUUACAAGGCUGACAGUUUUGCGUGGACGAUCCUUCUCGGGGCUUGUAAUGUUAGCGGUGAUCCUGUUCAAGAACUUCAGUUUUUUUUGAAUGAGUGCCCGCCUGAUAACGUUUUGGCACGGUCUGAGCUUCAUUACCAGAAGAGCGCUUGUGCUGCCCAAGGUCAGGAUCAUGGUAUAAGGUUUGAAGUUUACAAUGACACCAUGGGAUACUUGCAAAUGAUCUUAAACCAUGCCAUAACAAAUGCUUCGCUCUAUUUCAUACGUGAAAGGAUCAAGAGGGAUAUAGUGAAGGGUGUGUGCUCUAGCCCCUUAAUGCCUUCACCACGGGGUUUCUUGUGGCCGGCUGGGGAAAUCAAGUGGCUCCAAGAGUUUUAUAAGUGCCAGAGUGAGAGUUUGAUGCUGGCAUCACUUCUUUUCCAUGCUGGGACUCUUUUCCUGAGGCUUCUAUAA
Selaginella moellendorffii is the source of this 2129-nucleotide messenger RNA. Its product is annotated as pentatricopeptide repeat-containing protein At4g02750-like. The transcript has 7 exons. The record is from RefSeq and is a predicted model, not a curated record. Gene Ontology annotation, molecular function: protein binding. The coding region runs from base 441 to 2129 and encodes 562 amino acids. NCBI's taxonomy places the organism in Eukaryota, Viridiplantae, Streptophyta, Lycopodiopsida, Selaginellales, Selaginellaceae.